Molecule: messenger RNA, 4715 nt
Organism: Sorex araneus (European shrew)
Lineage: Eukaryota; Metazoa; Chordata; Mammalia; Eulipotyphla; Soricidae
Gene: PFKFB2
Product: 6-phosphofructo-2-kinase/fructose-2,6-biphosphatase 2
Exons: 15
Coding region: 303-1721 (472 amino acids)
Biological process (GO): fructose metabolic process; fructose 2,6-bisphosphate metabolic process
Cellular component (GO): cytosol
Molecular function (GO): 6-phosphofructo-2-kinase activity; fructose-2,6-bisphosphate 2-phosphatase activity; ATP binding
Source: RefSeq, a predicted model, not a curated record
UCAGGGCCCGGGGCGGGUGCGGGUCCCGCGCGGCGGCCGGGGCUUGGCCCAGCUCCGCGGCCUGGGCGCGGCGUCCGCGGCGGCUUACGGCGAGCUCGGAGCUGCAGCCGGCUUCGGGCGCGCCGCAGGUGACCUUGGGACAGUGGUUUCCGUGGCUCCCGGCGUAGGGCCGGGCCGGGGCGUGGCCUGGGGAGACUCGCUGCGGGUCCUGCCUCCGGCCGCGCUUCUGCGGGUACACGGCUCCCAGGUGGCACCGGCGGCUGCAGCGCCUGGAGUUUCUGGACAUCUCCCCGAGAACUGCCAUGUCUGGGAAUCCUGCACUCUCCCCAGAACAAAACAACAACAGCUAUGAGCCCAAGCCCUCCAGCUUCCGCAUGUCUGAGAAGAAAUGCUCCUGGGCCUCCUACAUGACCAACUCUCCAACACUCAUUGUCAUGAUUGGCCUGCCAGCCCGUGGCAAAACCUACGUGUCCAAGAAACUCACCCGUUAUCUCAACUGGAUUGGGGUGCCCACCAAAGUGUUUAACCUUGGCGUGUACAGACGCGAGGCGGUCAAGUCCUAUAAGUCCUAUGACUUCUUCCGGCAUGACAAUGAGGAGGCCAUGAAGAUCCGCAGGCAGUGUGCCCUGGUCGCCCUGGAAGACGUGAAAGCGUACCUCACCGAGGACAGCGGGCAGAUCGCGGUAUUCGAUGCCACCAACACCACUCGGGAACGGAGAGACAUGAUUCUAAACUUUGCCAAGGAGAAUUCCUUCAAGGUGUUCUUCGUGGAAUCUGUCUGUGAUGAUCCAGAUGUCAUUGCGGCCAACAUCUUGGAAGUGAAGGUAUCGAGCCCGGACUACCCUGAAAGGAACCGAGAGAAUGUGAUGGAAGAUUUCCUGAAGAGAAUUGAGUGCUACCAGGUCACCUACCGACCCCUGGACCCCGACAGCUAUGACAAGGAUCUUUCCUUCAUCAAGGUGAUCAACGUGGGCCAGAGGUUCCUUGUGAACCGGGUGCAGGACUACAUCCAGAGCAAGAUCGUGUACUACCUCAUGAACAUCCACGUGCAGCCCCGUACCAUUUACCUGUGCCGCCACGGCGAGAGCGAAUUCAAUCUCCUAGGGAAGAUCGGGGGCGACUCAGGCCUCUCUGUGCGGGGAAAGCAGUUUUCCCAGGCUCUGAGGCAGUUUCUGGAGGAACAGGAGAUAGCAGACCUGAAGGUGUGGACGAGCCAGUUGAAAAGGACCAUCCAGACGGCAGAGGCCCUGGGGGUCACCUACGAGCAGUGGAAGAUUCUCAACGAGAUCGAUGCCGGUGUGUGUGAGGAGAUGACGUACGCGGAGAUCAAAACGGAGCACCCGGAGGAGUUUGCACUACGAGACCAGGAGAAGUACUUGUAUCGCUACCCUGGCGGGGAGUCGUACCAGGACCUGGUGCAGCGGCUGGAGCCUGCCAUCAUGGAGCUGGAGCGGCAGGGCAACGUCCUCGUCAUCUGCCACCAGGCUGUCAUGCGCUGCCUUCUGGCGUACUUCCUGGACAAGGGUGCAGGAGAGCUGCCCUACUUGAGGUGCCCUCUGCAUACCAUCUUCAAACUCACUCCAGUGGCUUAUGGCUGCAAAGUGGAAACAAUCAAACUCAACGUGGAGGCUGUGGACACUCACCGUGACAAGCCAGCUGCAGAUGCCGUCCUGGCCAUACACAGACACUCCUCCACAGCGUCCCUCCUGUCGCUGUCCUGAUGGUAUGGAGGCUGAGGCCAGACCUCCUGUGGGAGAGCCUGAACUGUCAGCUCCACUGUAGCACGAGCCAAGAGCCAAGUAGGCACUGGACAUUUGGGGGCAUAAAGGCGAGUCCUGGAAGAGCAUGACCACAUCCCGCCCCCUCUUGGAACCAACCUGACUUUGCUGUGCCUCGGGAUGUCUGGCUACCUACAGCUCACUGUGAUCACCUGUGCUGGACCUGGCUCGGUGGCCAAGUUGCUCCUCCCUGACAGUUCCCACCUGCCGGGAUGGCUUCCCAGAUGCCUGUUCUCCAUCUCCAGUAUGAAUGCGCCUCUUCAGGAUUGUUUCCCAGCACGGAGCCCAGCAGUGUGGUCAGCUGGAACAGAAAGCACAUGUGUUGGCAACUGCCACAUAGAUUCGUAAAAAAGAACAGGUCCAUGGUGGGUCCCUGAGGGAUUCGACUUCUAUGACAUCUGGCCUGUUUGGUGCUCAUGGGAGAGCCAUGUCUGUAGCAACUUUUCAUUGAGUUUUUCUUGUUUCAGGCCCCUUGAGGCCGGGAUUUGACGACUGGUGGUAAAUGUCUCCAUAUUCAUGUCCACGUCUUCCCUCUCAUCCUGUGCCCUGGUGGCUGGGCCGGGUAACCUUUUUGUACUUGCGGAAGGAGACCUGGAGGGGAAAGCAGACGUCCUUGCCAUCAUGUGAAGAAGCCAGGAGCAUCCUCGGGCUUCCAGCUAUGGACAGAGAUACCCUCUGUGUGGGGCCAGAGACAUGAGAGCCGUGCAGUGCCUUCAAGAGCUCGUUGUCCUCUGCUUUUUUUAUUUUUCUCAAGUACCUCGAAAUCAGAAUAAGUAAGGAGGUAAAUGUCUUGUACAAAGAAAACUACAAAACGCUACUUCAAGAAAUAAAAGAGAACACAAGGAAAUGGAAACACAUUCCCUGCUCAUGUGUUUUGGAACAAAAUUAGAUCCGCAGACCAAUGGGAUUGGGUUGAAUAUCCUGACACACACCCUCAAGUAUGUGGUCAUCUAACCUUUGAUAAGCAAACGAGAAAUAUAAAGUGUAGCAAGAAAAGCCUCUUUGACAAAUGGCGCUGACCAAACUGGACAGCUCAAGCAAAAAAAAAAUGGCCUCAGACCUCUACCUAAUACCAUGAACAGAAGUCAGAUCAAAAUGAAUUAAGAUGUCAACAUCAGACCAGAAUCCAUAAGGUACAUUGAAGAAAAGGUUGGCAAAACCCUCCACAACAUUGAAGAUAAAGGUAUCUUCAAAGAUGAAAUGCCACUGACCAAGCAAGUGGAAAACAGAUAAACAAAUGGGACUAUCUUAAACUAAGAAGCUUCUGCACCUUAAAAGAAACAGUGAUGAGGAUACAAAGACAGUCUAUGGAAUGGGAAAGGAUAUUCACCCAAUACCCUUCUAAUAAGGGGUUAAUAUGAAGGAUAUACAAGGUACUGGUUGAACUCUACAAGAGAAAAACACCCAUUCCCAUCAGAAAAAUGGGUUAAUGAAAUGAACAGAAACUUUAUCAAAGGAGAAAUUCGAAUGGCCAAAAGGCACAUGAGAAAUGCUCUUCAUCGCAAACAAUCAGAGAGAUGCAGAUCAAAACAACAAUGAGAUAUCUCACAGCACAGAGACUAGCAUCCACAAGAACAAAAGCAUUGGGUGUUUGCGUGUAUGUUGGGAGAAAAGGACUCUUUCACCGUUGUAAUGCUGAUUGGCCCAGCCUUUUUGGAAAACAAUAUGGAUGUUUCUCAAAAAACUAGAAACUAAGCUCCCGUUUGACCCAGUAAUACCAUUUCUGAAGAUAUACCCUGAGGGUCUUCUGCUUCUUGACUUGUCAUUCUGAGGCUACUGUCUCCCACGUGAAACUUUGGAGCAGUUUGCCAGGCCCCAGUGUGUUCUUCAGGCUCAGCCAGCAGAUUGUUCUCCAGCCAGUGACUGUCUAAGCAUGUGAUUCUUGCAUCUAGCCCUGGAGGAAGUGUGAGAGCUCUGAAGGACACCUCUGUUUUUGAAAAAAAUAGUAAUUUUAGCUUUUAAAGCUUUCAGUUUCCCACUUGCUGAGUAAGAGGCUGAGGAGCUUUCCCGAAUGAUUCUUAGACUAUAGCCAAACCUUGGGUCACUGCUUGGGUCCCUGCCUCAGAUGUGUGCAGCUGGGCUGCAGGCAGUUCAGCAAGAGGAACCAGGUCUUGCUUUCCCUAUCCACUGAGCUCCCCUAGACAGAUCCACGCACAUUGCUCCCCAGUGUACUCAUGCACAGAUCUCCCCAGGAUGGACCCACACACAGCUUUCCCAGACAGACUCCUGCACAGAGGGCCAAGGGGACCCACACCAGGAGCUCCAGACACAGCCAUGCACAGAUUGACUCGUGUACAGAACUCCAGACGGUCCCAUGGCAUGGGGCUUUGCGUCUGCACUGCAGUGAUGCUGCUUGGGAUCAUGGGGACCAUCUCCUACUGAUCACAGGCUGUUUAUGUUAUUUAUUCACUUGUCUGAAACAUUUUUAAGUCCCCAUAGUUGUGUUUGCAUGUGUUUAAUCAGACUGUAAAGUAAGUACUGUUGUCAGGUUUGUUGUUUUGUUUUGGGGUUUUUUGUAGACACUUAGGUAGCUCAAACUUGUAAGUCUAAUGUUCUGUGUGAAAUUAAAAUUUCAGAAUAUUGGUUUUUGUCUUCUGUAAAAGGGUAAUAACUUUUACGGCACAGUGGAUUUCUUUUGGAUACUUUUUUAUCUGUUGAUUUUUAUUAUAAAAGUAAAUCAAGAGUUGAAAUUCUCUGGAGAAAAGUUUAUCUUCUAGAUAAAAGUUUGCUAGACUAUGUGAAGAAUGUGCAUUGCUUUUGUAAUAAAUACAGUAAAGGUUAUUUUUAAUUAAAAAGUUUUAAAAAUCAAACAAAAGAUUAUUUCAUACAUCAUAUAAGCACAAAAUGUGAAUAGCCUUGUAAAAAUUGUGCUUGAAGCUAGCUUCUUUAAAAUUAUUCCCCAUUUAUUAAAUGGCAAUUAUUAAAUGGAUGUUCUAG